Messenger RNA from Aspergillus terreus NIH2624, 312 nucleotides. RefSeq lists its product as uncharacterized. The record is from RefSeq and is a predicted model, not a curated record. Lineage: Eukaryota; Fungi; Ascomycota; Eurotiomycetes; Eurotiales; Aspergillaceae. The transcript has a single exon. The coding region runs from base 1 to 312 and encodes 103 amino acids.
AUGACCGAGAAAUGUCUGUUCGGCCUUGCCGAUGGAACAGAAUGGGCGGAAAGAGGCGGGAAUUUUUGGGUGCAUCAGACCAGCUCCGGGACCAGCUUCCGCGAGACCGUGGGAGGUACAAAUGUCCGACCAGCACGAUACCAAGCCAUUCAACAGUACACGCCGAGGAUGCUGCUUACAUCCGCGGGAAAAGCAAAGGGAAAUAUCUAUUCCCGCAGUCUAAGGGACAGUUGCCGAGUCUGUAUACGGACAGCGCCAAAGCCCGCAAAACUUGUGGCAGAUACCAAGAUACCUAGAGCUGUUCCUGGCUAA